Molecule: messenger RNA, 3199 nt
Organism: Lates calcarifer (barramundi perch)
Lineage: Eukaryota; Metazoa; Chordata; Actinopteri; Centropomidae
Gene: zbtb32
Product: zinc finger and BTB domain containing 32
Exons: 5
Coding region: 246-1790 (514 amino acids)
Biological process (GO): regulation of transcription by RNA polymerase II
Molecular function (GO): RNA polymerase II cis-regulatory region sequence-specific DNA binding; DNA-binding transcription factor activity, RNA polymerase II-specific; protein binding
Source: RefSeq, a predicted model, not a curated record
GGUAUACUUAAAAGGAAAGCAAGCUAUUUGGCACUGUAAUCAAUGAGCCAAUGAGAGAGAGUUGAAGAGGAGGGACUGUAAAGACAAAGGAGGAAACCACCCUGUCCCACAGCAAAACCUGUACCCAGACAGAUAUGUCACUUUACAAGUCACUUCACAGCCAUGAUGUGAGGUAGCCCGUCAUUCUCCAGGGAGAAUAUUCACUAAACACUGGACUUUUGAUCGUAUUUCGACAGACAUCAGAAAUGAUCCGAAUCAACAACACCCAAUAUUUCCACUUCCUGCAGCAGGCCGAUGCUUUACGUCGCUCUGGGUCACUCUGCGAUGCCAUCAUCUCGGUAAAGAGCCAUACAUUCAGGGCUCAUCGGCUAGUACUGGCCUGUGCUAGCCAAAGACUGGCGCAGCAGCUAGCCCAAGGCGACACAGACAGCCCGGCCCACUGUACUCUGGAGUAUUUCUCACCGCGCACUUUCCAGCAGGUCCUGGACUUCACCUACACCCAGGCUGUUGAGGUGUCCGUGGAAGACCUGUACCUGCUGCUGAAAGCUGCUCAGCUUCUGGAGAUGCAGCCGCUAGAGGACCAGUGCCGGAAACAGCUGGAUACCCUUGACCACAGGGCCAAGGAAGCGGAUGAAAGGGGAGAAACUGCAGAUGUCAAAGAGGAAAAAGAAAGCACUCAGGAGAUGGAUCAAAAGAAAAAAGAUAGUCCAGUACAAAAAGAGAAGCUCCAAGAGACCUCCUCAAGAGGGGUGGAAGCAAGCGACAUCACUGUCACUGAAAACCUUUCACCCCCUGAUUCUGCUAAGAAAAACAGCGUCUCACCAUCCUCAAGAAAGAAGCCCAGACUGUCCCCUUUGUCAUCAACACCCCACAACAGAGACAGUGUUAUUACCAGGCCUGCCACCAGCAGUUCCUCUUUCUCUUCUCCCUGGCCUUUCUCUACAAACAUGUGGAACUCUGUGAGCACCCUGAGGCGGAUAGCAGAAAACUACUCAAACUUAAUUGCAGUUCACCCUCUUCAGUCCCCAAAUCAGUCCUCAGUAGCAUACCCAUUCUCCCUCUCCACCCCUCACAUGUUCCCUUUACUCGGUCCCCAUUUUCAAAACCCGGUUCACACCUCUGUACUGGGCUACUCAGGAUUGUAUCCACGUUACACACAAAACACAUACACUGGAUCUACGGGGAUGGGGAGCAUAAUCAAGGAGGGCCUGUUGAAAAGAAAAAAACCCAGCCAGAGAACAUUCAGCGGCACCGUUCAAAGUGCUGAACCAAGUUAUCCUCAAGUGCCCAAACCCAGCAAAGAGCAAGUUAAAGACUGCCAGCACUGCAAUACAAGUCUCCUUGGUGAUCCGGUGCUGCGGGAGUCAGAAUCUACACCUGAUAAUGGUAAUGGUGAAGCUUGCACAGGGUGUCGGUUCUGUGGAAGAAGGGACGUGGCACAGCAUGAACCACAAUCCAAUCGACACGACCACAGGGGAGAAAAACCCUACCAGUGCCAACACUGCCCCAAAAAGUUCAGUCUGAAACAUCAACUGGACACACACCAUCGCGUUCACACCGGGGAGAAACCCUUCGAGUGUCGCCUCUGCGGCCAGCGCUCACGGGACUACUCGGCCAUGAUCAAGCACCUGCGGACACACGGCGGGGCCGCGCCUUACCAGUGCACGGUGUGCCUGGAGUUCUGCAGCAGCCUGGUCGCCAUGCAGAGACACGUCAAAAGCCACGCGGUGCAGGACUUCCCGCCCGACUGGAGCAUCAACAGCACCUACCUGUACAUCUCUCACAUCUGAGCCAUGCCUCACGACACAGACGCCACCAUCUACACAAAGUUCUCAUAAGUGUAACUUCAGUUUGUGCAUCUUGUGUAUUACUCCAUGUAUCAUCAUUACAUAAGAGCUAAGCAUCUCUUUUUCUGAAAGAUGAAUUCCUGAUGAUGUCUGAAAGACACGUUGACAGCACAUACCACUGUUCUGAGGACAUAAUAAUACACGAGCGGCACAAACUGGGGCUAUAGAUAUAGCAAUAACUUCCAUUCAAACUUCUUUCACAACUGAACACAGAAAAUGCAGCACUAAUUUCCAAUGACAUGACAGAAAAUGUAUUGAAAGUGUUUACCACCUCACAUUAGGUCAUGUACGUGCAUUACAGCAGCACCAACAGCUAAUCCUCAUCGAAUGACGCAGGAACCAUCCCUCUUACUUUCAUAAUUAUUGGACUGGUUGUGUAAACUUUGUAAGUUUGACCCAGGCGUAUAGCGCCCUCAUGAGGGCAACCACUCUAACGAUCCGUUUUUACUGUAAUGCAGAUUGUUCCAAAUGCAACACCUUGUCAAGAUGGGACCAGUGGCUGAGAUAUCACGUUUGCAGAAAAGAGAAAAUUUAAUUUAUUAAUUGUUGGAACAUAUAAACAGUCAACACUCAUUGAUGCAGAUUUAAUCAGAAAAAUCCUACAUCCACAUUUUGUAUGAUAUACUCCCUCCUCAGUUAAAAUUCAUAUGUAUCUACUUCAGCCUUUAAAAUAGUGACUUUGUUCCAGCAAUGAAAAAAAAGAGUGGAGGAGGAGUAAGAGUUUGCAGCAGCGUUAGCGAACAUGGCCUUGAGUCUGUGGACACACUGCUCAUGAGACGAAUGUCAGCCAAAUUCCACAUACAGUAACAUUCAAUGACUAUUUAGAUGACACUGGAAAUAAGGAAUGGUAUGGAUUAAUAAAAGUAUCACUUGACAGCUCAUUAAUCUGCUGUUUGUUUGAAUGGGUGGAGAUGACAAUGAGAAGCUUUUGCAGUGAUGUCUGUUUAGCUAGUGACGAACAAUAGUCCACUGUUUUCUUAUUUUUUCUGCAUUGUCACUCACUGGCUGCCUGUAACUUCAAAGGCGAGGAAACACAGUAGUAAACGUGUCUCAAAAGUAAAAAUCAAGCAGUAUUUAUCAACUGCCAUACCUCUGCAAAAGCACCAAGCAAGCUGCAUUACUGUGAAGCUACCCCAGCAGUUUGUAUAUGUAUGUAUUCCACUGAGGGACGCUUUCAGUGGAGCUUUCAGGCCUGUUUCCACCGAAAGCUAUUUGUUGAUUUGUACAGCAUUAUCUUCAUGUGUGUGGGGUACAAAGGAAAUGUUUAACUCAUCUUUCAUUUAUUGGCUUUAAUGAAUCAAUAUGCCAUGUUUAAGACUACUAAUGCAUCAAAUAAACAAGCUUACAUACAA